Molecule: messenger RNA, 989 nt
Organism: Aspergillus brunneoviolaceus CBS 621.78
Lineage: Eukaryota; Fungi; Ascomycota; Eurotiomycetes; Eurotiales; Aspergillaceae
Product: GLTP domain-containing protein
Exons: 4
Coding region: 18-602 (194 amino acids)
Biological process (GO): ceramide transport; intermembrane lipid transfer
Cellular component (GO): membrane; cytosol; cytoplasm
Molecular function (GO): ceramide 1-phosphate binding; ceramide 1-phosphate transfer activity
Source: RefSeq, a predicted model, not a curated record
UUCUUACUUUCACAAAAAUGGCUACCUGGUUCGACGGCAAGAAGUCCUUCGCGGAAGUCCCCAUCACCGCCAACGGCAUUUCAACUCAGGAAUUCCUCGAUGCUGCUGAGGCCCUGACCACCUUGUUCGAUCUCAUGCAAUCCAAGGCUUUCGGCGUUGUCAAGUCUGACCUCACCGGCAACAUCAAGAAAGUCAGGGACAGGUUCCUGGCUGCUCCCGCUGAGUCCCAGACUCUCCAAGAGCUUGUCGUGAACGAGCUCAAGACCGGAAAGCACACCGCCACCGAGGGUCUCCUCUGGCUCGUUAGAGGACUUGACUUCACCGCCCAAGCUCUUCGCCACAACAUUAACAACGCCUCCACCGAGCUCGCCGACUCCUUCCGCAACGCUUACGGCGGCACCCUCAAGCCCCACCACUCUUUUGUUGUCAAGCCCCUCUUCUCCGCUGCCAUGUCCGCCUGCCCUUACCGCAAGGACUUCUACUCUAGACUGGGCGAUGAUCAGGCUCAGGUGCAGGAGAAUCUGAAUGUCUAUGUUGCGGCCCUUGAGGAGCGGAUCAACAUCCUGAAGGCGUUCAUGGAGAGCCCCCAGGCUAAGUGGUAGAUAUCUUUCGGAAGGCUAGUUGAUGUCAGGCACAUUCGGCAUAUGAAGGAAAGCGCAGUUUUGAAAUGUACAUACAUCUAUUCGGGAAAGUCUGAGACUUCUUGCAUGUUAUUUAUAGAGAAGAUUUGGUCUGCGCAGGUUUGGUCGUAUUUGUAUUGCACCGAACUUGGGGGGAGGGGAUCCUCGUCUUGGAGGUGCUCUUGUAUACCUCCAUUGAGCAAGUGAUCAGGAUGAUCACCGGAGGACAUUUGUAUCGGACGAUUUGUGGACUUGCUCCGCCAUCAUAACCAUGGAAUUGCUUCGUUCCUGUGGCAUGGUACCAACCAUCCAAAUCAUGUUAAAUAGCUAUGCACAUAUAAGAACUGGAGUUCCAUAAUGCAAAUCUGU